This is a messenger RNA of Salvelinus fontinalis (brook trout), 4096 nucleotides long. Its product is annotated as WD repeat-containing protein 88-like. The annotation marks the transcript as partial. Gene Ontology annotation, molecular function: protein binding. The transcript has 8 exons. Lineage: Eukaryota; Metazoa; Chordata; Actinopteri; Salmoniformes; Salmonidae. The record is from RefSeq and is a predicted model, not a curated record.
AUUUCUGUAUCUUCGAAAAACUUGUUUCCCCCCCCCUCUCUCUCUCUCUCUCUCUCUCUCUCGCUCUCUCUCUCUCUCGCUCUCUCUCUCUCUCUCUCUCGCUCUCUCUCUCGCUCUCUCUCGCUCUCUCUCUCUCUCGCUCUCUCUCUCUCUCUCUCUCUCUCUCUCUCUCUCUCUCUCUCUCUCUCUCUCUCUCUCUCUCACCCAGGCUGAUUACUGCGUCAUGGGACAAGACCCUAAAUGCAUGGGACCUGGAGACUGGCAAGAUCAUUUGGACUGCACCUCAGGCUGGUCUCCUGACCUCAUGUAGCGUCUCAGAGGACGGGAAGUACGUGGUCUCCUCCUGCGACCCGGAGAGCGCAAUCUGCCUGACCUCGGCUGAUACAGGGGAGAGGCUCUUCCACAUCAAAGAUCACCACAAGUCUACGAUCACGCGGUGCCGGUUUGACCCUCAGAGUCAGCACGUAGCCAGUGUCUCUGUAGACAGAACCAUCAAACUGUGGGACCUGGUCUCCACCAAAACCACCCUCUCCAUCAACAGCACCCACACCAACGUCGUGUCUAACUGCUGUUUCACUGCUAACGGACGCUACUUGUGCACUGCAUCAUGGGACAAGACACUGCAGCUGUGGGACGUCCAGACGGGAACAUUCCGUUCCCACGGUGGCCUGACCCUUAGCAAGGGACACGAUGGAUCCGUCAGCUCCUGCACCUUCUCCAUGGAUGGGUCAGUCCUGGUGUCUGGGGCGUAUGAUAGAACAGUGGCUGUGUGGAACAUGGAGACCCUCUGCAAGACCCUGGAGUUGAAGGGACAUGCAGAUUGGGUGACAGAUGUGGCAAUCAGUGCUGACAAAAAAUGGGUGGCCUCAGCUUCCAAGGACACCACUGUCAGGUUGUGGAAUAUAGAGCACUCUGAGGAGAUACCUGCCGUUAUUGAGACCCGGAAGGCUCAGGGAAUGGGCUAUCAUAUCCUCCAGUGUGAGGAGUGUGGAAAGGCUUUCUCCAUUUCCCGACUGGAGAACUCCGACUUGGUCACAAAGUGUGUGUUCUGCCGAUUGAAGACGGAAACCAGAUCCCAUCUUCAACCUCCUCCUCUGUCGUCUAGUGUUCUGCCGAUUGAAGACAGAAACCAGAUCCCAUCUUCAACCUCCUCCUCCGUUGUCUAGUGUUCUGCAGAUUGAAGACAGAAACCAGAUCCCAUCUUCAACCACCUCCUCUGUUGUCUAGUGUUCUGCAGAUUGAAGACAGAAACCAGAUCCCAUCUUCAACCACCUCCUCUGUUGUCUAGUGUUCUGCAGAUUGAAGACAGAAACCUGAUCCCAUCUUCAACCUCCUCCUCUGUGGUCUAGUGUUCUGCAGAUUGAAGACAGAAACCAGAUCCCAUCUUCAACCUCCUCCUCUGUGGUCUAGUGUUCUGCAGAUUGAAGACAGAAACCAGAUCCCAUCUUCAACCUCCUCCUCUGUUGUCUAGUGUUCUGCAGAUUGAAGACAGAAACCAGAUCCCAUCUUCAACCUCCUCCUCUGUUGUCUAGUGUUCUGCAGAUUGAAGACAGAAACCAGAUCCCAUCUUCAACCUCCUCCUCUGUUGUCUAGUGUUCUGCCGAUUGAAGACAGAAACCAGAUCCCAUCUUCAACCUCCUCCUCUGUCGUCUAGUGUUCUGCCGAUUGAAGACAGAAACCAGAUCCCAUCUUCAACCUCCUCCUCUGUCGUCUAGUGUUCUGCCGAUUGAAGACAGAAACCAGAUCCCAUCUUCAACCUCCUCCUCUGUUGUCUAGUGUUCUGCCGAUUGAAGACAGAAACCAGAUCCCAUCUUCAACCUCCUCCUCUGUUGUCUAGUGUUCUGCAGAUUGAAGACAGAAACCUGAUCCCAUCUUCAACCUCCUCCUCUGUGGUCUAGUGUUCUGCAGAUUGAAGACAGAAACCAGAUCCCAUCUUCAACCACCUCCUCUGUUGUCUUGUGUUCUGCAGAUUGAAGACAGAAACCAGAUCCCAUCUUCAACCUCCUCCUCUGUUGUCUAGUGUUCUGCAGAUUGAAGACAGAAACCAGAUCCCAUCUUCAACCUCCUCCUCUGUUGUCUAGUGUUCUGCAGAUUGAAGACAGAAACCAGAUCCCAUCUUCAACCUCCUCCUCUGUUGUCUAGUGUUCUGCCGAUUGAAGACAGAAACCAGAUCCCAUCUUCAACCUCCUCCUCUGUCGUCUAGUGUUCUGCCGAUUGAAGACAGAAACCAGAUCCCAUCUUCAUCCUCCUCCUCUGUCGUCUAGUGUUCUGCCGAUUGAAGACAGAAACCAGAUCCCAUCUUCAACCUCCUCCUCUGUUGUCUAGUGUUCUGCCGAUUGAAGACAGAAACCAGAUCCCAUCUUCAACCUCCUCCUCUGUUGUCUUGUGUUCUGCAGAUUGAAGACAGAAACCAGAUCCCAUCUUCAACCUCCUCCUCUGUUGUCUAGUGUUCUGCAGAUUGAAGACAGAAACCAGAUCCCAUCUUCAACCUCCUCCUCUGUUGUCUAGUGUUCUGCAGAUUGAAGACAGAAACCAGAUCCCAUCUUCAACCUCCUCCUCUGUUGUCUAGCGUUCUGUCGAUUGAAGACAGAAACCAGAUCCCAUCUUCAACCUCCUCCUCUGUUGUCUAGCGUUCUGCCGAUUGAAGACAGAAACCAGAUCCCAUCUUCAACCUCCUCCUCUGUUGUCUAGUGUUCUGCCGAUUUGAAGACAGAAACCAGAUCCCAUCUUCAACCUCCUCCUCUGUUGUCUAGUGUUCUGCCGAUUGAAGACAGAAACCAGAUCCCAUCUUCAACCUCCUGCUCUGUUGUCUAGGAAUUGAAUGUAUUAUUUUAUAAUGCUUGUAUGUUACUGUAUAUAACUAAGUCCUGUGUUUAUGGAGUAUUAUAUCCUGUUAAAACUGUAUUUGUUGAUUGAUUUUGUCAGACAAUAACUAAAGUAUCACUGCAUCGCAGCGCUAGCUGUGCCACCAGAGACUCUGGGUUCGAGUCCAGGCUGUAGCAGCCGGCCGGGAGACCCAUGGGGCGGCACACAAUUGGCCCAGCGUCGUCCGGGUUAGGGGAAGGUUUGGCCCAGCGUCGUCCGGGUUAGUGGAGGGUUUGGCCCAGCGUCGUCCGGGUUAGUGGAGGGUUUGGCCCAGCGUCGUCCGGGUUAGGGGAAGGUUUGGCCCAGCGUCGUCCGGGUUAGGGGAAGGUUUGGCCCAGCGUCGUCCGGGUUAGUGGAGGGUUUGGCCCAGCGUCGUCCGGGUUAGGGGAAGGUUUGGCCCAGCGUCGUCCGGGUUAGGGGAAGGUUUGGCCCAGCGUCGUCCGGGUUAGUGGAGGGUUUGGCCCAGCGUCGUCCGGGUUAGGGGAAGGUUUGGCCCAGCGUCGUCCGGGUUAGUGGAGGGUUUGGCCCAGCGUCGUCCGGGUUAGUGGAGGGUUUGGCCCAGCGGCGUCCGGGUUAGUGGAGGGUUUGGCCCAGCGUCGUCCGGGUUAGUGGAGGGUUUGGCCCAGCGUCGUCCGGGUUAGGGGAAGGUUUGGCCCAGCGUCGUCCGGGUUAGUGGAGGGUUUGGCCCAGCGUCGUCCGGGUUAGGGGAAGGUUUGGCCCAGCGUCGUACGGGUUAGUGGAGGGUUUGGCCCAGCGUCGUCCGGGUUAGUGGAGGGUUUGGCCCAGCGGCGUCCGGGUUAGUGGAGGGUUUGGCCCAGCGGCGUCCGGGUUAGUGGAGGGUUUGGCCCAGCGUCGUCCGGGUUAGUGGAGGGUUUGGCCCAGCGUCGUCCGGGUUAGGGGAGGGUUUGACCGGCAGGGAUGUCCUUGUCCCAUCGUGCAUUAGCGACUCCUGUGGCGGGCCGGGCGCAGUGCACGCUGACCAGGUCACAAGGUGUUUCCUCCGACACAUUGGUGCGGCUGGCUUCCGGGUUAAAGUGGGCAUUGUGUCAAGAAGCAGUGCGGCUUGGUUGGGUCGUGUUUCACGGCUCUCGACCUUCACGUCUCUCGACCUUCGCCUCUCCUGAGUCCGUACGGGAGUUGCAACGAUGAGACAAGACUGUAACUACCAAUCGGAUACCACAAAAAAGGGGUAAAAAAAUAUGUAAUAAAAUAAAAUAGAAAUAUCUAAAGA